AUGGAACAUGAGCCAUUGCAUCCACCUAUAUCUCAAAAGAUACACUGGCAACUUGACCUCUCUUUCAGGCAUUUUAACUACACUACUCCAUUAAUCGAAAACAUUCGUGGCAAUGAUGCCUCAUCUGUUGUAAAGCCUAUGCCGGCAGCUUUUGUAGGAGCACCGAUGGAGAGCAGUAAAGCUUCUUUUAUAACAAAAAUGGUUCUACUUGAUGCUGCGAAGGCAGCAGUUGCCCCAUUUGAGCGAGUGAAGCUCUUGAUGCAAAACCAGAACGAUAUAAUCAAGUCGGGUCGGCUGCCUAAACCAUAUAAUGGAAUAUUUCAUUGCUUUGCUACAACUAUCAGACAUGAAGGCAUCUUUUCACUUUGGAGAGGCUACCCUGUAAUGGCCAUUGGAGAUGUUUUUUCUAAGGUAAUACGUUACAACAUCUUCGAAUAUGCCAGGACUCGUGAAGACAUCCACUGGACUUCGAUGCGAGUGCUAGAGUUAAAUUGUCUUGCUUUAUUUCCAACUCAAUUGCUUGUUCAACCAUUUUUAUAUGCCGCAACACGCAUGGCGACCGAUGUGAAGAUUACCGAUAACUCCGGGCAAAGACAGUUUAAUGGUAUAAUCGAUGCCUAUAGGAAAACCCUGAAAUCAUAUGGCAUUGUUGGUCUGUAUGUUGGAGUUUCAACACACUUUAACUGGGUAAAGUAA
This is a messenger RNA of Gossypium arboreum, 696 nucleotides long. Its product is annotated as ADP,ATP carrier protein, mitochondrial-like. Gene Ontology annotation, biological process: mitochondrial ATP transmembrane transport; mitochondrial ADP transmembrane transport. Lineage: Eukaryota; Viridiplantae; Streptophyta; Magnoliopsida; Malvales; Malvaceae. The transcript is spliced from 2 exons. The record is from RefSeq and is a predicted model, not a curated record. Gene Ontology annotation, cellular component: mitochondrial inner membrane. Bases 1 to 696 code for a protein of 231 amino acids. Gene Ontology annotation, molecular function: ATP:ADP antiporter activity.